AUGGCUUCCAACCGGGUAAAAAUUGAUGAGCUUCAGCAGCGGAUAGCUAAGGAGCGCAAGAUCAUCCAUGGCUUUCAGGUGAUGAGAACGGCUACCGGGAAUCAGGAUAUCAUCAGAUCUUGUGACUCGAAAAUUAGGGAUAGCGAGAAGACCAUUUCAUUUUACGAGCAAUCGAUUCGUGAACUGCAUGAAUCAGUCGAUCAGGGAUCCUCAUCCACCACUCCCUCCUCUCGGGAGCCCCCAGUCGAUCCCAGACCAACUCAUUCUGCUCAUUCAAGUCACUCAACCUCUUACUCCGAUCAGCAGUCCUCCCACGCAACGCUCGUGCCCUCCUCGCCGGGUUCAAAGAAUUCUACGGGUGCAAAGACUUACUCUCCACUUGAUCUCAUCAAAUAUGAUACUCCUCUUACGGCCGCCAAGAUUGGUCGGAUGCUACAUCACCUCGAGUUCAAGAUCGCAGUCGAAAAUCAAUACAAGAACGGAAUCGAGAAAAUGCUUAAGCUAUAUCAACAAGAAGGCGACAAAAAGAGUCGAUCGGAGGCGGAACGAAAGCGAAUCGAGUCAAAUCAAAAAAUGAUGCUCCUUACCCAGGCUUUGAAGCGUUACAAGAAUCUCGAAGUCACUGGAAUUAAAGAUGAUGAUGCUGAAUCCGAAGAACGCAAAGGUCACCCCCGUCGACCUCUAUCCGGUGCUCUUCAGAUUACAAUUGCUUCUGCCAAAGAUUUAGAUCACGCUCCACUAACCAGCAAGAAAGGGAUCACCGAAUCCAUCGUCGUGGUCAAAGUUGAAGAUACACCUCGUGCUAGAACUCACCCGGUUCGUAACGACCGUUGGAAUGAGGCCUUUGAGAUUCAUGUCGACAAAGCAAACGAAUUAGAGGUCAUCAUUUAUGAUCGCGCCUCCUCUGCUCAAGACUCGGUUAUCCCGAUCGGAGUAAUGUGGAUUCGUCUAAGUGAUGUCGUAGAAGAACUCAGGCGAAAGAAAUUCGGCCUCGAGUCCGGUCCUGGUUGGGUCACAGCUGCUCGGGUCAAAGAAACAGGUAGUGGUGGCGAACUGAUGAACUUACCGCCCGGAGCGGCGCCUGCUGGUUUUGCUCCACCGGAUCCUUCGGUCUCCAGCGGCCAAGCUGCCGGUACAUCUUCUGACGGUGUUGACGCGUGGUUUGCAGUUGAGCCUGCUGGCGCGCUGCGACUUCAACUUAACUUUGUCAAAUCCAAUGUACGCAAGAGGCCAUACGACACGGGUGGCUUGGGUCGUCAGGGUGCCGUCAGGAAAAGGAAAGAAGAGGUCCACGUUCAAAACGGACAUCAAUUUGUCGCUCAGCAGUUCUACCAGAUCGUGCGAUGUGCUCUUUGCGGAGAGCUACUCUACAAUGCCUCAGGCAUGCAAUGCGAAGAUUGCAAGUACUUGUGUCACAAGCGUUGUUUCACCAAAGUGGUGACGAAAUGUAUCUCUAAGUCCAACGUCGAUACAGACGGCGAUGAAGAAAAAAUGCUGAACUAUCGCAUUCCACAUCGAUUUGAGCCUAUGACAACCAUCACCCCUAGUUGGUGCUGUCAUUGUGGGAUGAUGCUUCCAUUGGGACGUCGGCAACUCGCUCGUAGAUGUACCGAGUGUCCCAUCACUGCCCAUGCAGACUGCACUCAUCUCGUACCUGACUUUUGUGGGAUGUCAAUGGAGAAAGCAAAUAGACUCUUACAAGAGAUCAAGACCGCUAAAAGCCGACAAUCGACCCGGAUGAGCUCUCACUCGCCAAUGAAGCCUUCGACUGAGCCUCCCCAAUCCCUUCAUCAGGACGUGGGAAGACUUCAGCUUAGUCACACUAGCCCCCCAUCUCCUCCCGCAGGCCCAUCGAGCGACUAUCAUCAAAGCCAAUCACCUGGAAGUCGCACAUCUUUAUCUAGCCACCCGCCAGGAGGAUUUGCCGAUCCGAGUCGUCAUGAUAGACAACCCAGCUCAGGCCCACACAUGCCGCGUCCCCUACCCGCCCAACCUUCCAUGCCCCCAUCGCAAACUGGCGCCGGUCCUCCCUUUCCACCGUUUCCUCAGCCGGGCGGGAACGAGGGGCCCGUACCUUAUCCUCCUCAGCCUCGACCACUGCCCCCACAACCUUCCCAAACACGCCCCGACUUUUCUAACCCACUUGCCCUCGUGCCAUCUCAUUCUUCUACUCCUCCACCACUUCCCCCACAAGUCACCUCUCCCGUCAAAUCUAAAGGGUCCCGUAAGAUCGGAUUGGAUGACUUUAAUUUCUUGGCUGUCUUGGGUAAAGGAAACUUCGGCAAAGUCAUGCUGGCUGAAGAAAAACGUUCGGGUCAACUGUGGGCAAUUAAGGUGCUCAAGAAAGAUUUCAUCAUUGAGAACGAUGAAGUAGAAAGUACCAAGUCCGAAAAACGAGUAUUCUUGACAGCCAGUCGUGAGCGCCAUCCAUUCUUAAUUGGCCUACAUUCUUGUUUCCAGACGGAAACUCGGAUCUAUUUUGUGAUGGAGUAUGUCAGUGGUGGUGAUUUGAUGUUACACAUCCAGCGUGAACAAUUCACCCCUCGAAGGGCCAAGUUUUACGCAGCCGAAGUCUUGUUGGCUUUGGAGUAUUUUCACCAAAACGGCGUGAUUUAUCGGGAUUUGAAACUCGACAAUAUCCUGUUAACCUUGGAUGGACAUAUCAAGGUCGCCGAUUAUGGGCUUUGUAAAGAAGAAAUGUGGUAUCAAAAUACAACGAGUACGUUUUGUGGAACACCAGAGUUCAUGGCACCAGAAAUAUUGCUAGAGCAGCGAUAUGGAAGAGCGGUAGAUUGGUGGGCGUUCGGGGUAUUGAUUUAUGAGAUGUUGUUGGGGCAAUCUCCGUUUAGGGGGGACGAUGAGGACGAAAUCUUCGAUGCCAUCCUGGAAGAUGAGCCGUUGUAUCCGAUCCAUAUGCCCCGAGACUCAGUGUCGAUCUUGCAGAAACUGCUGACCAGGGACCCCACCAGAAGGCUGGGGGGUGGCCCUAAUGACGCUGAAGAGAUCAAAGCUCAUCCGUUCUUUAGAGAGACCAAUUGGGCUGACGUCUACGGUAAAAAAAUCCCCGCUCCUUACUUCCCUACCAUUAAUGGUCCGAUGGAUGUCUCCAAUUUUGAUUCGGAAUUCACAAAAGAAUCCCCUAGAUUAACCCCUGUUCAUAGUCAACUUAGACCGGAAGACCAAAAGGAAUUUGAAGGGUUCUCAUGGACUGCUCCUUGGGCUCAAUAG
Messenger RNA from Puccinia triticina, 3228 nucleotides. RefSeq lists its product as uncharacterized. Bases 1 to 3228 code for a protein of 1075 amino acids. NCBI's taxonomy places the organism in Eukaryota, Fungi, Basidiomycota, Pucciniomycetes, Pucciniales, Pucciniaceae. The record is from RefSeq and is a predicted model, not a curated record. Gene Ontology annotation, biological process: fungal-type cell wall biogenesis; protein phosphorylation; signal transduction. The transcript has 12 exons. Gene Ontology annotation, molecular function: diacylglycerol-dependent serine/threonine kinase activity; ATP binding.